Molecule: messenger RNA, 1170 nt
Organism: Pan troglodytes (chimpanzee)
Lineage: Eukaryota; Metazoa; Chordata; Mammalia; Primates; Hominidae
Gene: DNAJC5B
Product: DnaJ heat shock protein family (Hsp40) member C5 beta
Exons: 6
Coding region: 445-963 (172 amino acids)
Source: RefSeq, a predicted model, not a curated record
GACAACCGGGAAGGAGAAAUAACAGGAGGCGCAGUUACUGAUAUAGCCAAGGUGGGACACUACUGGAGGGAGCUAGAAGGGAUCAGCCAGCCAUGCCUCCAGUUCAGGUACUUGGCAUUGCUAAGCUCAGAACAGGACUUGCCAGUGUCUAAAUGAAAAAGAGGAGAGAUCUCAAGAGGGAUAACCAAUUGGCUGGCAAAGUAACAAAUGAAAAGUAACCUGACUCUAUUGACCUGCUUAACCCUGCAUGGGGGGGAAGGAUGGAAAGGAGCAGCUGUUUGCUUUGAAACAGUGGAACAGGUAUGGAACAGCAGCUUUUGCUCUUGCCUUCUUUUAUUUCUUUGCACAUCUAUUUCCAGACCAGUUGAAAACAGCAAGUUGUUCCUGUUUGCGGACACAGAAUCGGGGUUCCGGGUUCCAGGAACAGUUUUGCAGCCUUAGAAAAUGGCAUGUAACAUACCUAACCAAAGACAGCGGACUCUGUCAACAACAGGAGAAGCUCUAUACGAAAUUCUUGGUCUGCAUAAGGGAGCAUCAAAUGAAGAAAUUAAGAAAACCUACAGAAAAUUGGCCCUGAAACACCAUCCAGACAAGAAUCCAGAUGAUCCAGCUGCUACUGAGAAGUUUAAAGAAAUCAACAACGCCCACGCAAUACUUACCGACAUUUCAAAGAGAAGCAUAUACGACAAGUACGGAUCGCUGGGACUCUACGUGGCCGAGCAGUUUGGAGACGAAAACGUUAACACCUACUUCGUGCUGUCGAGCUGGUGGGCAAAGGCCCUGUUUGUCAUCGUUGGCCUCUUGACGGGCUGCUAUUUUUGCUGCUGCCUGUGCUGCUGCUGCAACUGCUGCUGUGGACAUUGCCGGCCCGAGUCAUCAGUGCCAGAAGAGGACUUCUAUGUGUCCCCAGAGGAUCUGGAGGAGCAGAUCAAGUCUGACAUGGAAAAAGGUGGGGUAGGAUGAGAGCAGAGGUGAUGUGGACUUUCCAGUUUUUCUCCAGCCUACAAAUGCAAAUGAGAAAACACAGCUAAUCAAAGAAGGAUCUCGAAGUUAUUGCACAGACUCUUGAUACUGAGCCCUCAGAGAGUCCACAGUCACUCCUCUCAGUUCAGUCUUGUCUCCAGAUGGUUGUAGGGGAGCGUGUGGGGCAUAAAGUGCUGUGAACUUUUC